AUGGGACCGCGACUUCGGACGCUAUUUGUUUCCGCCUGUACCCGGCCGGAUAAUGAUUUUAUAAUUCCUCCAGGCUGGGAUACACAAGACGAACCAGGUGUACAGGGGGAUGCAGACCAUUGUUCGGCGAUUGCUUCCCAAGUGGGUGAGCUGUCGGAACAUUUGACUGAAUUCGACUUUGCGGGCCCCGUCACGACUGGCUUCUUUGCUUCGAUCGCAGAUCUACGGAAACUCACGACACUGCGUCUGACCCCAAGCACUGUCAACAGAUUCCAAGACCUUCAACCUCUCAAUGAGCUAUCGGUGCUCGAAACCCUUGAACUUAACAUCCUCCAAGAUUGGCAAAGGCCUCCAGGGCUCUCCAUGUCCGAAUACUGCGAGCGGUCGAGAACAUUGCCGAAUCUGCGCGUUCUCCAGAUGGUCACGACUUCUGCCAAUGUAACGGGUGUCAAUACGACCAUUGCGCCGGGUGGACUUCGACAAUUUUCGAGCUUUGUGACCGAUCUCGACAUUGUCCAUUAUCACAAUUACGCCCCAUUUAUCGAGCAAAACCAGCAACUCUCAGGUUUUGCUAUCGGCACGGUGAACGUCGUCACCGACUACGAACCAGAAGGGGAGUUCUGGAAUGAAUCCCGUCAAGAAGAACUGUUGUCGGCACUGCUGAAACGAAUUCGGGACGGCACCCUGGUUGAGAUUCAGUUGGUGGAUCUACCAGUAUUCAGCAAGGUUAUGAUUCGAUCCUUCAUUACCCGAUGCCUUGCAAGACAGGAAGACACCGAUGAACUCGCCACGCUGGAAGACCUCGUCUAUCUCGCUUGUGAAGGAUGUACGACCCUCAAACGCCUGGAACUCUCCUUCAAGCCAGGUUGCUUUGACACCGAUCCAGUUAUGCCCCUCCAGCGUUCGCAACACCAACUCGAAAGUCUUACUAUUCAUACCCAAACCGACGCCGAAUUUCCCGUACCCCGUCUCAUCGCUAUUGCCAUGUUUCUUGACGCGCUCUUCCCCUCCCUCAAGCAGGUAUCGGGGAGCAGCGGCGUUAGCCUCCAGUACCCCACUCCCACUCUAGUCGCCCUACCAUUGACUUACAUCGACCCGGGAUUGAUACAUUGGAUUGUCGACACUUACUUCAUCACUGUUCGCAAUUCACCUGACCGACACUUCAAUAUUCCGCUGGACUGGGCUGCAGACAGUGACGAGGGAGAUAUGCAAGGUUACGCAGACUUCUGUUCGGCGAUUCCUCCCAAAUCGUCGCGUCGCCCUCUCGGGAGAUUUGACCAAACUACCUACGCAGGUCCCGUCACCUGUGGUUUCCUCCGCUCAGUCGGCGAACUUGGAAAACUCACUAAACUGACCCUCAUUCCGACGUCAGUUAACAAUUUUGAAGCCCUCGGCCCUAUCAACAAGCUUCAUGCUCUCGUAUCACUGCACCUUGAAAUCCACCACGACUGGGAAAGAUCCUCGGCCAGCCUCCCCAAGUCAGAGUAG
Coprinopsis cinerea okayama7#130 is the source of this 1488-nucleotide messenger RNA. RefSeq lists its product as hypothetical. The record is from RefSeq and is a predicted model, not a curated record. NCBI's taxonomy places the organism in Eukaryota, Fungi, Basidiomycota, Agaricomycetes, Agaricales, Psathyrellaceae. The coding region runs from base 1 to 1488 and encodes 495 amino acids. The transcript has 4 exons.